AUGGAGGCGGUGGGGUGCGCUCACGCGGCGGCGGCGGUUGCGGAAGCGGAAGUUGAUUUUGCGGGUACUGCGGUUGUUGAUACGGAUGGGAAUUUUGUGGACGGGGCGGCGGGUGUGGUUGGAGGUGAUGUUGAAGCGGUGGUGGAUGUUGGUGUUGGUGUUGGGGAUGCGCUGGGUGAUGCUGUGCGCCAGGAAGGGGUGGCGGUGGCGCAUGUCCGUAAAUUACGGGAUGAUAUGGCGGGCUUAAUGCCGCAUGCCCCAUUGGUACAUGCAUAUAUUGUGGUGGUGGUGGGGGUGGAGGAGGUGGAGGAGGUGGUGGGUGAUGGGCAUGAGCAGCAUGAGGUGGAGGGGGGGGAGGGGGUGGUCGAUGAUAGGUUGCCGGAAGAUAUGACAUACCCUGCGGCGGGGGCAGGUGAGGAGGUGCAGAGGAGAAUGGAUCAGGAAGUUCGUUUAGAUGUGGGAUGGAAGGAUAUCGAUCGGAGGCGGGUAGGAUACGGCGUGGCAGGUUGGGUAGUCCUCGAGAACCCGGUGGCGGUGGAGGAGGAGGUGGGAGAAGAGAUCGUGGGUCGGUUGGCGGGAUCAUCUGGCCCAAGUACAGGCUGGGGGAGUAUUGUUCGGUGUAAUCCGCGGGGAUGA
Histoplasma mississippiense is the source of this 636-nucleotide messenger RNA. RefSeq lists its product with no specific name. The record is from RefSeq and is a predicted model, not a curated record. NCBI's taxonomy places the organism in Eukaryota, Fungi, Ascomycota, Eurotiomycetes, Onygenales, Ajellomycetaceae. The transcript has a single exon. The coding region runs from base 1 to 636 and encodes 211 amino acids.